Antrostomus carolinensis (chuck-will's-widow) is the source of this 506-nucleotide messenger RNA. It is a transcript of the gene PSMD4, whose product is annotated as proteasome 26S subunit ubiquitin receptor, non-ATPase 4. The record is from RefSeq and is a predicted model, not a curated record. The annotation marks the transcript as partial. Gene Ontology annotation, molecular function: polyubiquitin modification-dependent protein binding. The transcript is spliced from 5 exons. Gene Ontology annotation, biological process: proteasome-mediated ubiquitin-dependent protein catabolic process. Gene Ontology annotation, cellular component: nucleus; proteasome regulatory particle, base subcomplex; cytosol. Lineage: Eukaryota; Metazoa; Chordata; Aves; Caprimulgiformes; Caprimulgidae.
GUGUUGACAACAGCGAGUACAUGAGGAAUGGAGACUUCUUACCCACUCGCCUGCAAGCCCAGCAGGAUGCUGUCAACAUCGUGUGCCACUCCAAAACCCGCAGCAACCCCGAGAACAACGUGGGGCUCAUCACCUUAGCCAAUAACUGUGAAGUGUUGACCACGCUGACGCCGGACACGGGCCGGAUCCUGUCAAAGCUGCACACGGUGCAACCCAAAGGGAAGAUCACCUUUUGCACGGGGAUCAGAGUCGCUCACCUGGCGUUGAAACAUCGCCAGGGCAAGAACCACAAGAUGCGAAUCAUCGCCUUUGUCGGGAGCCCGGUAGAAGACAACGAGAAAGAUCUGGUGAAACUGGCAAAGCGUCUGAAGAAAGAGAAAGUCAACGUUGACAUCAUCAAUUUUGGAGAAGAGGAAGCCAACACGGACAAGCUGACUGCCUUCAUUAACACCUUAAAUGGCAAAGAUGGCACCGGCUCCCACCUGGUGACAGUGCCACCAGGGCCC